AUGGAUUUCCUGUGGAGAUACACGGAGUUCUUAGGGAGAGGAGAUGACGUUCGAACUAGUCGUCCAGCUAGCAAACAGUGCGAAUGGCUGGAACAUGAUGUGGCAGCAGAAAAAGACGAAGCUAAAGGACAGGAGCCCUUCUUGAAAAAGAGGCUAGUGUGUGUGCGUAAUAAUGAAAAAAUCAAAACUCGUCCUUAUUUAAUGCCCGUUCGUCUUCUUGCCUAUUUGAAUACAUUGGCCGAACGAUAA
Messenger RNA from Didymodactylos carnosus, 249 nucleotides. Lineage: Eukaryota; Metazoa; Rotifera; Eurotatoria; Philodinida; Philodinidae. The record is from the annotation of a GenBank genome assembly.